Aspergillus heteromorphus CBS 117.55 is the source of this 1248-nucleotide messenger RNA. Its product is annotated as MCT family MFS transporter. Bases 1 to 1248 code for a protein of 415 amino acids. Gene Ontology annotation, biological process: transmembrane transport. The transcript has 2 exons. The record is from RefSeq and is a predicted model, not a curated record. Gene Ontology annotation, cellular component: fungal-type vacuole membrane. NCBI's taxonomy places the organism in Eukaryota, Fungi, Ascomycota, Eurotiomycetes, Eurotiales, Aspergillaceae. Gene Ontology annotation, molecular function: transmembrane transporter activity.
AUGUCUCGCGUAACGACUGAUGCAGAGGGAAACACCUACCCCGAAGGUGGACUCGAAGCCUGGCUAGUAGUCUUAGGGAGUUUCCUGGGUCUCUUCGGCUCCCUGGGCUUGGUAAACACUAUUGGAACGUUCCAGGCGUACAUCGAGGAUCAUCAGCUGGCAGACUACAGCUCCGGAACGUCAGGGUGGAUUUUCGGUGUAUAUGCAUGUCUGACCUUCUUCUGCGGGGUCCAGAUAGGACCGGUAUUUGACGCCAAAGGCCCUCGGUUCUUAGUCCUUGCCGGCUCCGUGCUGAUCAUGGUCAUGAUGAUCGCCCUGGGAUUCUGCUCGGAGUACUGGCAAUUCAUGCUAACAAUCGGCGUCGCGGGGGGUGUUGGGGCCUCGUUAAUCUUCACGCCCGCAAUCGCCGCGAUUGGCCACUUCUUCAACGAGAGACGCGGCGUUGCAACCGGGCUGGCCGCAACGGGUGGCUCUGUAGGAGGUGUCGUCUUCCCGCUCACCCUGGAGGCGCUGUUCCCGAAGAUUGGAUUCGCGUGGGCAACCAGGGUGAUUGCUCUCCUUUGCCUCAUCUCUCUCACAGCCGCUUGUCUUCUCAUCAGAUCGCGGUUGCCCAAAAAGCCCGCCGUCAAGGAGAACAUGAUGCCCGAUUUUCGUAUCUUCCGGGACCCGAAAUUCACGCUCACCACGCUUGGGGUCUUCUUCAUCGAAUGGGGCCUGUUCGUCCCCAUCAGCUACAUAUCGUCGUAUGCCAUGGCUCACGGCGUCUCCACCACGCUAUCAUACCAGAUGCUUGCGAUCCUCAACGCAGGUUCGUUCUUCGGCAGAGGUAUCCCCGGUUUUGUCGCCGACUAUCUCGGACGCUUCAACACUCUGAUCGUCACCGUUGCGUUAUGUCUCAUCUGCAACGCCUGUCUGUGGCUACCUGCCGGCGACAGCGUGCCCAUCAUGAUUGUGUACUGCGUUAUUUUCGGGUUUGCGAGCGGCAGCAACAUCAGCCUUACGCCAGUCUGCAUUUCGCAGCUGUGCAAGAUCGAGAACUACGGCCGGUACUACGCUACCGCGUACACGAUUGUCAGUUUUGGCACCCUAACGGGCAUCCCAAUCGCAGGUGAAAUCCUGUCGCGGUGCGAUGGGGAGUACUGGGGCUUGAUCACCUUCACGUCCUGUUGCUACGCGCUUGGCCUCGCCUGCGUCACGUCCGCCAAGCUGAUCCACGUCGGCUGGCGUCAGCCAUGGGUGGUGUACUGA